Messenger RNA from Taeniopygia guttata (zebra finch), 3843 nucleotides. NCBI's taxonomy places the organism in Eukaryota, Metazoa, Chordata, Aves, Passeriformes, Estrildidae. The record is from RefSeq and is a predicted model, not a curated record.
CCCGCCUCGCGGCACGUGCCGCCCGACAGGCCGAGGCCCAGCGCCGCCCGCCCGUCCCUCGCUGUGCCCUCCGCUGCCGCCCAGGCCUGCCUCCAGCUCCUUCCGUGAGCCAGCUUCCUCUGCCGUGUUCGGGGGCUGCGUCAGUGAGAGGGGUACCCCCUCCAACCCCUCCGCCCCCCGAUUGCCCCCCGGCCGCUGGCGGGUUUACUGGAGUUGCAGGGAGAUGUGAGGUUCCUGCCCACUCCCCGGGAGCGUUUUUACGAGCAUCUGGGGCUCGCUGCUGCAUUUCCACAUCUCACAGCCACUUCCACAGCUGGGAUGCCGCUAUGGGCUAUGGAGCGAGGAGGAGAUGAGCCUCCUGCUGUGACUUUCCAGAGCUGGACAUAGCAUGGAGGCAAAGGUGAUGCUGUGGAGACACAGCAUCCUGCUUCAGGGAUGGAUUUGGGGAGAUAUCCCAAGGAGAGAGCUUCUCAAGAGAUGCGCAAUUCCAUCCCAGGCCUGGGCAGGGUGAUGGUGUUCCUUGCAGCAGCCCUGGCAUCAGCCUCCUUUGCCAUCCCUGAAGACUGGGAAGAGGAAGGCGUGCAGUAUGGACAGCUGGGGACAGACGUGACCCUACCAUGCCCUGGUUUCCAUGCCAGCUCACCAGUGCGGUGGAGACGAGCCGGGGCCACGGCGCUGCCAGAGGGCUCAGCCAUCCAGCAGGGAUCCCUGGUGCUGCCGAGCGCCAGCCUGGCCUUCGUGGGAGCAUACAGCUGCCAUGGCGAGGAUGGUGGCCUCCUGCACACUGUGUCCCUGCGUCUGGGGCACCUGCCUGGAGUUCCCUUUGUGUCCUGCAGAGCAUCUGACUAUGAGAAUUUCUCUUGCUCCUGGACCUCCAGUGUGGAGACCUUCCUCCCCACCAGAUACAUCACCACAUACAGGAAGAAAUCCCUGACAGGUGAAGAAAAGAGGAGGAACAGGAAUGGGCACGUGGGGCUGUGCCUGCAGGAUCCGUCCCGCCCCGGCACCUGCACGGUCCACAGGUCAGAGUUCUGGAGCUCCUACCGCCUGAACAUCACCGAGGUGAACCCCUUGGGCUUCAGCUACCGCCUUCUUGAUGUCACCAUGCAGGCCAUCAUUAAGCCAGACCCUCCAGAGGACUUGGUGGUGGAGCCCAUCCCCUUAGCCCCACGGCGACUCCAUGUGAGCUGGAAGUACCCUUCCUCCUGGCCAAAGGAACCCCACUUCCAGCUAAGAUUUCGGCUCCAGUACCGACCCGUCAUCCACCGUUCCUGGUCUGUGGUAGAGACGGUGAAUCUGUCUGAGGUUAUCACAGAUGCCUUUGCUGGGCUGGAGCACGUGGUCCAAGUCAGUGCCAAGGAUUUCCUGGAUGCAGGGAAUUGGAGCGAGUGGAGUGCUGAAGCCCGGGCAACACCAGUCAGAGACCUGGCCUCCACAGCAAGUGAAGAAACCACUACAGAUGCCAGACUGGAGAGCCUGGCUGAGGAGUCCUCCCAGGCUCCCAACCCUGAGCCCAUCAAUCACAGUGACCCCUUGGAGAAGAUGGCUGUCCUGGUGUCCCUUGGGAUCUUUGCCUUCUUCAUCCUGGCUGCUGUUCUUGUCAUCACCAUCCUCAUCUGGGAGCACUGGCACUCCAGCCCCGAGGACACCACAGGAUACAGCAUGAAGCAUCCAUGAGCACUCGCUCCUGCAGAAACCUCAAUAAUGCAGUUGUUAACUAAAGUGGAAAUCAGAAAGGACUGAUGAUCCCUGUGGAAAAUCCAACCCAUCGAAAUGUAAACGGACCACUUGGGUAUCACCUUCACUCCUGGACUCUCGUCAGGGAGUGCUGACCAUGCCGCUGCCUUCCUGGAGACCUGACAGCCACGCGAGCUGCCAGGACAGCUACUCCCCAGGCUGUCUGGUGGUGGUCUGCCUUCCACCUCUGAGCUACAGAGCUGGAAAGGGCAAAGGGGGAAUUUCAGCAAAUUCCAGCUACAGCCAGUCCCUGGGGCUGGGAUCUGGGCUGGCUGCAUUCAUCUCAUUGGGAAAUACUGGGAAAGCAUUGCAGCUGCUUCAAUUCUUCUUGUAACACCCAGCUCAUGGCAGCCUCACACAGAUCCCGUCACAUUCCCAGUCCUGGUGAAGCACAAGGACUGAGGCCACAGCAGCCUAUGGGGCUCAGGGUCCCCUUGGAUCUCCUCUAGCUGAGUGAAUACAGCCAAUCUGGUUUAAAUGGAGAUAAGGGGGGGAAAUAGCAAGUCACAGUUUUGCCCAGAAGUAGCAAAGAUGAACCUGAGGAUCUCAUCCAGAAGGACUCAAAAGGUUCCAAUUCCUGCUCUUUCUCUAAUACUCACUGGCUUCAUUGUCACUGACGUUGAGGUCACCAUGAGUGAUGAGCAGCAGAUCCAAACACAUCUUCAGCUGUGUCUUGCUGUACACCCCUAGGCAAGCAACCAUCAUCUCCCAGAGUCCCCACAAAACACGUGUCCCUCAGCAUCACCUUUGGGUUGCAGUUUCCCAGGCAGAUGCUUCCUACAAGUAGCACCGAGAUGGCAGCGGCCAGGUGAGAUGUCCCCAGCCCUGACUUUCUGUCAUGGUCUGUCAGGGAAGUGAAUUUUCUCAGGAAGUUGGGGUCAAAAUAGUCAGUGGUCAGGUUUGGAUAUUGGCACUUGGAGUGACCACUAAAGGCAUGGACAUGCCUCUGAGAACGCAGUGGGUUAAAAGCAGAGAACUCCCAGGGGAACUGUCCCUGGUUCUGGUCAGUGUGGCGCUCAGACCUCCCCUGCCCAGCCCAGGCUGGCGGUGGAGGGACAGCCAUGAAGCCUGGGAGAGAUAGGCACGGGGUGUGAAGGGACUGGAACCAGAUCAGCCCCUGCGGACAGAAGGGUGGAGAAAAUCUGGGAUGUCUUUGCUCCCCCCGCCAGAGGGAGAAGGAGAGACAGAGACUCUGCCGGCAGAACCGGCAGAUGAGAAAGUGAAGCGGGGGUGGGGGAGGGCAGGGGGAAGUGCCCAGUCAUGGGAGUUGGAGUUCGGAGUUCUGGGCAGUCAAGAUUUCAGCCAUUCUGGGAGCCCAAGACUUUUAACCCUUUCCUGGGGAAAGAAAAGCUUUGCAAAUCUCUACUCCUCCUCGAUUUGAAAGAGAAGAGACAGUCUGGAUCUGAGAUGUUAGAAGAAGAAAUCCUAGGUGGGAGGAGAUGAUGGAGUGGCUUUGGAUGGACUUUUCUUGUAUAGCCAUAGGCUGAACCAGUUCCUCCUGCAACACAGAGACUGCAUUUUAGAUGUAUGCAAUGACUUGAGCUAAGAAAGUGCAGGAGUGGCAGUGACCUGCUUCAGCGACUGCAAGUGCAGGAGUGAAGUGAACAGAGGGAAGUUGAGGAGGGUGUGGUGAUGCCCUCUGUCUUCAAGAAAAAGAAGAUCUCUGUUCUCGAGACCCUCGGCACUACGGGAGGAGAAAAUGGGGGGACCGUUUUCCCGAAAAUGAGAAGCUGAACUGUUGUUCUUUUGGUCCUGGGCAAAGCAUGCUUAAAGGAGCCCUAUGAACAGUUUGUCCAUGCACGGUGGUGAGAGCACUGUGACAUGGAGAGGAGGGUGUCACACGGAAACACAUGGAAACACAAGAAGUGGCAAUUGUGUUUCUUGGGGGUCUGUGGUACAAGAGAGAUACCUCUCUCCCUUGAUGGACUGAAUAUUGAUUAUUUGAAGGGUGGUAACUUGAUCAGGAAUCUCGGGUGGUGUUUCACUGUGUUUUGGUGGAAAUUGGGUGGGGGGAGAAGGAAUGUUUUGGAGAGUUUUCAUUCUGGAUUCUGUGUGUGUCUUUUAUUAUAGUAGUAGGUUAAUAAAGUUUUUCCCCUUUGUUUUUAA